Neogale vison (American mink) is the source of this 1499-nucleotide messenger RNA. It is a transcript of the gene HSD17B2, whose product is annotated as hydroxysteroid 17-beta dehydrogenase 2. Bases 262 to 1410 code for a protein of 382 amino acids. Gene Ontology annotation, molecular function: oxidoreductase activity. Lineage: Eukaryota; Metazoa; Chordata; Mammalia; Carnivora; Mustelidae. The transcript is spliced from 5 exons. The record is from RefSeq and is a predicted model, not a curated record.
AGGGCAGGUGGCGUUGGGGGAGCUACUGAAUAGGAAGUCAUCUGGUAUUUAUAUGAAACUGCUCUCCGGUUUCAAUGACCCACCAAAAAAACGUGCCAGCACGAGUGUGCUUAAUCCCUGCUCAUCCGAAGUGUGCCAGAGCCGCUUUCUCCCCCUCCCUUCUCGCCUCCUCUGUUCAUAUAACCCAGGCUGCCUCCAGCCAGCCUUUGCCCACUUGCCUCUCUGGUCCUGAGCCCGCGAGGGUGCAGCACGUCUCGGAGAAUGAGCACCUUCUUGGAGACCGUGUGGCUCUGCCUGACUGUCACUGUCGUGCUGGGAGGCAUAGCUCUUUGCAAUGCCAGGAAGAGCCCAGGGCAGGCUGGAGGAAAGGUGGUCUGGCUGGCAGGCCUCUGGGGAGGGGCUUACCUGCUGCUCAGCCUGUCCCUGUCCUGGAGCCUGAUCCUCUGCCUCCUGUCCUGUUCCCUCCUGUACACCUACCUGUCUGGUCAGGAGCUGCUACCUGUGGAUCAAAAGGCGGUGCUGAUCACAGGUGGCGAUUCCGGAUUUGGCCAUGCUCUGUCCAAAUACUUGGAUGAACUUGGCUUCACGGUAUUUGUGGGAGUUCUGGAUGAAAAGGGAUCCGGAGCAGAGGACUUGCGAAGAAUCUGCUCCAAACGCCUCUCUGUGCUCCAGAUGGAUGUCACCGACCCACAGCAGAUAAAAGAUGCCCACAGCAAAGUGGUGGAAAAGGUGCAGAACAGAGGUCUGUGGGCUCUGGUCAACAACGCUGGCAUCCUUGGCUUGCCAGCUGACGGCGAGCUCAUUCCCAUGACCGGGUACAAAAAAUGCAUGGCUGUGAACUUCUUCGGGGCUGUGGAGGUCACGAAGGCAUUUUUGCCUCUUCUAAGGAAAUCCAAGGGCAGGCUGGUGAACAUCAGUAGCAUGGCAGGAGGGGUCCCAAUGGAAAAGCUGGCAGCCUAUAGCGCAUCCAAGGCGGCUCUGACCAUGUUCUCAGCAGUCAUGAGACAAGAGCUUUCCAAAUGGGGAGUUAAAGUCUCUGUCAUCCAGCCCGGAGGCUUCAGAACCAAUAUCGCAGGCACCAGUGAAGUGUGGAGCAAGCAUGAGAAGGACAUCCUGGACCACCUUACCUCCGAUGUGCAGGAGGACUACGGCCAGGACUAUAUCCUUCAGCAACGCAACUAUCUUAAGCUCAUCGACACGAAGGCCAAUGCAGAUAUGUCCCCUGUCCUCCUGGACAUCCGACAUGCUGUGUCUGCUAAGAGCCCCUUUGCCUUUUAUGCGCCAGGGGCAAUGGCUUAUUCCUUGCUCUGCUUGGUUUCCUUUAGUCCUACUGGUGUAUUUGAUUAUUUAAGCAAAAAACUGUGUAACCUUGGAGGGAGCAUGCCCAGAGCGCUAAGAAGGCCUAACUGAAGAAUAAGGCACAUGGGCAAAUAUGUGGGAAGUGUUAUUCUUGGAACAUAAGGGCAACUUGAACUUCCCAUUAAAGUUGUGGUUUCCUA